This is a messenger RNA of Penicillium subrubescens, 228 nucleotides long. RefSeq lists its product as uncharacterized. Bases 1 to 228 code for a protein of 75 amino acids. The record is from RefSeq and is a predicted model, not a curated record. NCBI's taxonomy places the organism in Eukaryota, Fungi, Ascomycota, Eurotiomycetes, Eurotiales, Aspergillaceae. The transcript is spliced from 2 exons.
AUGAGGACCCUAACUAUUCUCGGUGCUUUGAUCCCCUUCCUAGUUACAGCGAAUGCUGCUUCUAGCGAUGCAGGUGUGAAGACCUUGAGAUUGAGCGGAGCUGAACUCCAGAAUCUAGCGGAUGUGGUUAAAAGUCAUAGUCUCGUGGACAAACUUGCCGCUGAUCAGAGUAUUACCUGCAUUGUGGCUUACACCCUAGCGCUAAAAAUUAGCUCAUGCAAGGUUUAG